AAGACUAUGUCGCUCUGUCUUACACUUGGGACAACUCUGACCACGAAAACCCAGAGAAGGGCAAAUACAAGGUUCAAACUAGAGAUCAACACCCCCGAUUCUUGCCAUCGCCGGUUCGAGACUGCGUUUUUGACCGUGUGUUUUUGUUCAUGCGAGCAAAGGGUCUUCACAGACUUUGGAUCGACAGACAUUGUGUCAAGCAAAGGACCUGCAAGACAAAGGGUAUAUGUACCCAUAACAGAUGCAAGGAGAAACAGCGCGCAAUUGAGACUAUGGAUCUGGUCUACAGUCUGAGCAAGCACCCUGUGGCCUUGCUCGGAAGGCCAAUCGAGUGGGAGUAUGAACUUGAUUUAUUGUAUAAAAUACUUACCGGAAAGCUUGUCAAGGAACUGAAGCAAACAAACCAUUACGAGGUUCUGCAAGCAUUGAGUUUACUGAGUAGGAUAACGGAAGAUCGUUGGUGGACCAGGGCCUGGACAUUCCAAGAAGACUAUCGGGGACGGCCAGAUAUGACGCUUCUCAUCCGACACCCUCAAUUCUUAGAAGCAAAGAAACGGGACUAUAAGAUUUUCUCAAAUGUUCCUAAUGAACUCUGUAUCAAAGCCGUCUGCUUCAGCAAAGCCAGCACCAAAUUUUGCCGUGCGGUCCAGGACGAAUCAACACAACGGGACGACGUAUCACAUCAUACGAAACAUAUCCUGGGAGUGGCAGGGAAAUAUACACUGUUAUUAGACAGAACAAUGCCUAUGACUCCAAAAGUCAUUGCUGACAUCCAAAGACGAAGACUACGCGACGCUUGGGAUAAGUUGGCAAUCAUCGCUAAUUGUUGCCAAUACGACAUCCGAAUGGAUCAUAAGCACAUGAAAGAACCAAAGAGCCUCAGUAUAUCGAUACUAGCGAUGUGUAUCCUUAAUGGAGAGAUUCUUUUGAAUGAGUCCCGAGAGGAUCGUUCCUCCAUGCUUGAAAAGACCCUGUCCCAGUUCUUGGAAGAGCAAGCAUUCAAAGGGUUUUGUGCUCCCGAGAGCCAGCGCGAUCUCACUUUCAAUAAAGGAUGUCGGUUUGUUGGCGUUGAAUUCACGCCAAUUGGCAUCAAGACAAAAGGUCAUCUUUGGAAACUGGGUAGAAUCAUUGAUACCUCAAGAUUUCGUCUUCCAUUGCCCGAGGCGAAGAAAAAGCCUUACUCUGUUGCCGAGGACGAACAACGACGCCUUACUCACCUUGCUGGUGAACUGAGGCGCUUGCAUGAGACAACACUUGCUAUGCAUAUUGAAAGGUUUCUGAACAAUGGUCACACCGCGCCGGAUGAAAAUUUUGAGAAUGAGACGUUUUCUAGGUGGUAUAUGCGUAUUAUGGCGGAAGAGCUGGUUGCGGCGAUCGAGAAAGGCAAGCUACUCCGAUUAGGGCGAAUUUGGAACCCCCAGACAAACGAAAACCCAUGCUCUGCUAUAUUUAUCUGGGACGCCGAUGUUACUAAAAAUACCGACAUCAAAGGCAAACCGUACAGGUGCAACAAUUACAGCAAGAGAGACAGAAGACCAGAGUUUGCUUUCACCGCCUCGAGACCUCUGCAACGCGGUUUCCAAAAGCGUGGUACUAAUGAUCUAGAUCACCACGUGUCACUCGAAGUUAAGUGGUUGUCGUUGCGGGAUAAGUCUCCCAAUGAUCAACCUCAACUUUUCAUCAAGCGCUGGCUUGUGGGAUUAUGUUUCUUCUAUGAUUUCCCAAGGACAGAUGUGGUUUUCCCGUGGCCCUCCUCUUUCCAUAGAGUCGGUCAUUAAUUCAUUCCCAUGUGUAUUUAACUUCGUUGCCGGCUGCGGACGUAGCAGAAACAAAUCAAACGUUGCGGAGCAACAAUAUUCUCGCGGAAGGACAAGGAAGAAAAACAAUUUAUUUGGUGGCAUAGCAAGCACCAUGGGCUCAUCAGACACUUCGCCAAAUCCCGACAGUCUGGAACUCUUGCACAUCCACUACCAGCAUCCAACAUCAAGAUCCAUCCUAUUACGGCGGGCAACUAGCAAUCACUCUUUUUUCCAAGAGCUACAUGCCCUAUGUCAUACAACCCGAACAGGAGUUAAUUCGAACGCCUACUCUUCUAUUCUUAAUCGUUGUGUCCUCGUAAUUGUCGCGUACCCUAUCAAGAAUUAUCAUCAGAAACGCAUUGCGUUUCCUGUU
Molecule: messenger RNA, 2172 nt
Organism: Fusarium redolens
Lineage: Eukaryota; Fungi; Ascomycota; Sordariomycetes; Hypocreales; Nectriaceae
Exons: 1
Coding region: 150-1778 (542 amino acids)
Source: RefSeq, a predicted model, not a curated record